Messenger RNA from Scophthalmus maximus (turbot), 4907 nucleotides. RefSeq names its product XK, Kell blood group complex subunit-related family, member 6b (gene xkr6b). The record is from RefSeq and is a predicted model, not a curated record. Gene Ontology annotation, biological process: apoptotic process involved in development; engulfment of apoptotic cell; phosphatidylserine exposure on apoptotic cell surface. Gene Ontology annotation, cellular component: plasma membrane. Lineage: Eukaryota; Metazoa; Chordata; Actinopteri; Pleuronectiformes; Scophthalmidae. Bases 412 to 2154 code for a protein of 580 amino acids. The transcript is spliced from 3 exons.
UGGAGGAACGGUCUGCUCGAAGUACGCAGCUUGCAGCUGGAGGAGAGCUGCAGAGAGGGGAGACGGCCGAGCGGCGGGGAGGGAGAUUAAUGCCCAGGUAAAACAAAAAAAAGGGAGGAAAAAUUGGCCGACCACAGUUGGAUGCGCGGGUUACAAAUCAAAGUGCGGGGAACCUGUAGAUCAGACUAUUGUUUCGUCAGGUGAGGACACAUCUGCAGUGGAGGGAGAGCCGGGGAAGAUGCGCUGCGUCCGUGGCGCCACCGGUGCGCCGUCCGGGGACAGGGUGAGCGGCCGCCGCGCGCCGGCACCCCGCAUUUAGAUGGCUCCAACAUUUGGGGUGCAAAACAGGUGUCAGGGAAGUGUCGUCACGAACCCCGGAAGCCGGAGGAGGUGGGAACAUCAGAGGGAAAGAUGGCAGCGAAAUCCGAUGGUCGCGGGGUCGUCACCGGUUUCGCCCAGCUGCACAACCUGGACGACGUGGUGGGGACGGGAGAGGACGACACGGAGAACAGCAGCUCAUUCCACAUCUGCCACUGCUGCAACACCUCGUCGUGCUACUGGGGCUGCCGGAGCGCCUGUCUGCAUUACCUCCGGGGGAAGGGGAAGGGGAAGGGGAAGGGGGGAGAUGCGGCGCGGCCGACGCAGGAGGAGCGCCUCUGGCUGGACUGCCUGUGGAUCGUCCUGGCGCUGCUGGUCUUCUUCUGGGACGUGGGGACUGAUCUGUGGCUGGCCAUCGACUAUUACCACAAGCAGGACUUCCUGUGGUCGGGCCUGACCCUGUUCCUGGUGCUGGUGCCCUCGGUCCUGGUCCAGAUCCUGAGCUUCAGGUGGUUCGUGCAGGAUUACACCGGGGGCGGGCUGGGCUCCGUGGAGGGGCUGAGCAGUCGCAGGGCCACGGCGUGUCUGCAGAGGGACAGGUGCUGUCGCCUGUCUGUCUGGGUCUGGCAGACCGUCCUACACAUCUUCCAGAUGGGACAAGUGUGGAGGUACAUACGCACCAUGUACCUCGGCAUCCAAAGUCACCGGCAGAAGGAGAACCAGCGGCGCUUUUACUGGGCUAUGAUGUACGAGUAUGCCGAUGUCAACACGCUGCGACUGCUGGAGACCUUCUUAGAAAGUGCCCCUCAGCUGGUGCUGCAGCUCUGCAUCAUGAUCCAGAGCAACAAGGCUGAGUGGCUGCAGUGUUUUUCUGCCAUGUCCUCUCUCCUGUCCCUGGCCUGGGUGCUAGCCUCUUACCACAAACUCCUGCGAGAUUCACGUGACGACAAGAAGAGCAUGAGUUAUCGUGGCGCCCUGGUGCAUCUCUUCUGGCGUCUUUUCACCAUCUCCUCACGGGUGCUCUCCUUUGCCCUGUUUGCCUCUGUUUUCCACAUCUACUUUGGCAUUUUUGUGGUGCUCCAUUGGUGUGCCAUGGCUUUCUGGGUCAUCCAUGGCGGAACCGACUUCUGCAUGUCCAAGUGGGAGGAGGUACUGUUUAACAUGGUGGUGGGCGUGGUCUAUAUCUUCUGUUGGUUCAAUGUACGUGAGGGCCGGACGCGGUACAGAAUGGUGGCCUAUUACACAGUCGUAAUGUUAGAGAAUGCCAUCCUCAGCUCCCUCUGGUAUGCUUACCGUGACCCAGCCACCACCGACGCCUAUGCCUCUUUUGCCCUAUGUGGCGUCUUCCUGUGCUUUGCCUCAGGUGUGGCCUGCAUGGUUCUGUAUUACGGGGUCCUACACCCCAUGGGCCCCCGACUGAGGGUGCUGGCCAGCUCAUGCUGUGCUGAGCUGCUGUGGGGCCUUCCAUUACCCCCUGAGGCUGAGCCCAUGGCACCCACACCAGGCCCCCGUGGCUCUCAGGCCACCCCCACACGGGGUCUGGCAGGGGAAUAUGUGGAGUCAGAUGAAACAGCCACGGACACCUGCCUUCCGGUUUUCCAGGUGAGGUCCACAGAGCCUGUGGAUGCAGCCGGCAGGCCCAUCUGUCCUGAGGGUCCUCUCAUCAAGAUAGACAUGCCCAGAAAGCGCUACCCAGCCUGGGAUGCACACUUUGUGGAUCGGCGCCUGCGCAGGACCAUAAAUGUGCUGCAGUAUAUUAGCCCUAAUGCGGUGGGCAUCAGGUAUAGGGACGGCCCGCUUCUUUAUGAACUCCUGCAGUACGAAUCUUCCCUCUGAAGGCAACCUCUCCCACAGCUCUGUCACCCUCUCUUACACACAACGAUGCACAUGCGAUUCCUUUCUUUCAUUCUGCUCUUCCUCCUCUUCAGAUACUAUCUCUUCCCAUUGGACACUCGGCUCUCUCCUCCUUCUCUCCUCAGUGAUCAUUCAAUUUUCCGGCAGGAGAUGUGUGUUUUGUCAACCGAAAAUGUGUCAAGACAGUCAAAACACACGGUCAUGAUUUAUUUUUUGGAGAAAAAAAAAAACACAGUACAGAGAGAAAAUUAUGAACCUACAGUAUCUUAUGUGAUAUAUACAGAAGUCUCAUAUAAAUCCCCCUGCAUACAGGAGGGCUCUGUAUGAGUGUGUAGAUAACAUAUGAAUGUUUCAUUAUGAAAUGUGUUUAAUGCAUUAUACUGUAUUGGUAAUUCAACCUGUGAAUACUUGUGAAGGGCACAUUAAAUGUCCCUGUGACAUGGGACUGACGCAAAGCCUGAUGGGAAUGAUGGAGGAGAAUCUCAGAGAGGGCAGGUCUUUGCACAUUCUAACAUUUACUGCCAUUCUUUAUGUACAUCAUUGAAAUGCAUGAUAAUGUUUACCAAGUCCUUAGCCAGUGAACAAAAAAAGCUUCUUCAUGAUACUGUUAAACUCCACAAAGAACACAAUCAAAUAUGUGUCUGAGAGAAGCAAUUCAAAAUGGAUUUCCCCUCUGUGAGCUUACGUGGCUCAAGCGUAUCCCGGCUGUACUAUUUUUGUUCAAAAUCCUUAAUGGUAAUCACAUCAUGUAUGGAAGAAAACAGAAGCACACUGACCUUCAAUCAGUUCCACCCGCUAUCAAUAUUUACAGCACAGACUGCCCUCCAGUGGAGGAAGGCUGAAACAGCACAAAAUAUUAACAUAACCACCUGAGGUAAAAAACAAUAAAGACACACAGAGCAAGGAAUGUAGAAUGAAGUAGAAAAGAGCACAACGUUUUCUAAAUUGGUGGGUAGAAAUCAUAGUCAAAACAUUCCAAAGACUUUUUUAAAGAUUGUGGCUGUUUAGUAAUGGAUAGAAGGGUACAAAUGUAUGUAAACGCGCACAUUUUUUAAAGUGCAAAGACAGCCUGCUAGUAAUCCUCCACCAUUCCCUUCUGCAUCCUAGAAAGAACUCUUUCUUUUUCCCAACCUCCCUAUUUUGAUUUCUUAUCAACAAAUGCUUUAGGUUGAUAAAUAUACUGUAUGCUUAUUGGGUGCAAAGACUUGUACUAAGUUAUUGAGAAAAAAACAUGACAAAUCUAAGAUAUUUCUAUGCUAUUAUACUUCAGUGCGUAUUUGUGUCCACAUUUAUAGUCAUUGACAUAACUAUAUUUUGCCAGAGAACACACUUUUUUACAUAACAACAAAACAUGUUGCAGUGCUAAAAGAUAUAGUCCUCAACGUCAGUGUGCCCUAAAAGAAGUUACACUCUCCUAUGGGUGUACACUGUACAGGGCGACUGUUCUGGCGCCUGCCAGUGCAGAUGAAACAAAGCCAAAUCGCAUCUUAAAGUGCUGUCUUUCCAAUUUAUCUGCCCCGUUCCACCAGCAGAAUGACUCCAUGCCAUCUAUAGUCUGCUGUGCAGCAGUUACACACUGAUGUACGUCUCCCAGCUGAACCUGCGGGAGCUCUCCAACCAAUGAGACGACCAAUGUAUUCAGUAAAAAAGUAAAAAAGGCGCCUUCCAAGUCAAAGGAAGCUUGACUAGCAUUUCCAGAGGGGGCAAAUAAACAAUUCAUGAGGAAAAAUGAAUGCAUUUCACACUCUAAUGUUAUCGAUUUACUUGAUAGUUCAUCUGAAUAUAUAAUACUUGUUUGUUUUUUUUUGUUUUUGUUUUUUACAUUGUACUGUUUGGCAUGACUUAAGUAUUUGGCAUUAUUACAAAUGCACCCAACAAGGGAGGCCCAAGAGCCCAACACAAAAACAGAGAUUCCUUUUUCCUGGCUCACUGGCUUCCUGCUUUGCUGUGGCCACAUGCCUGCUAACAUCGUACUGUAAAAAAGCAGAUGCCAUGUAAGUCCAGGCUCAAGGCGAGAGGGGGGUUUUGCCAGGGUUGGAAAAGAACAUGAGGGCAGAUCGUGAUAAAGGGCCUGACUGGAGUUUGGUGUAUGAUUCCUUGUGCGGUUGUGUGAGUGUUUACCACGUGUAUCGUACAGCCUGCAGUCUGUAUCGUUAAGAUAAUCUGAGUAUGCUUGCAUGAUGGUGAGUGUGAGCGUAGGCUUGUCUGUGAGUCUGUUCAGCCCUUUUCCCACGCUUCUGUUCUCUCGCCGGUUGUUCAACUCCAUCCUUGGUUGCUGCUCCGCCCUCUUCCCCAUCUCUGCGGUGCUGGGCCUUGGUGCGCUCCCGUGAAACACUCUCACACUCUCUGGCAACUGAACAACGGGGUUGAGGCUGAACAACUGGAGAUCCUGACAUGAGAACAUGCAAUGAGGUACACUGCCAUAACCAAGAGCUUCAACAUCCAGGGUCUGCCACCCUUUAGCUUAAAAAGCGAUGUUCAGCCCUGAGUAAUUGAGAACUGUUGGGUCAGCUAGGGUGGAGCAAACAUCCAACACACCAUAUGUAUAGAUAUACAUGUGUAUGCAAACAACCAACUUGUUCAUUGUUUACCAUAGUAGCCAGAGUAGUUCCUCUCUGUUGUAGUGAAUGAACAGCCAUGUUGAUAGUUAGUCGAUAAAUGAAUAUUGAAUUUGUUUAAAGUAUUGUUAAACAAAAAAAAAAAAAAAGAACUAAGCAAAACAGCCAAUACAGGGG